Molecule: messenger RNA, 1548 nt
Organism: Dendroctonus ponderosae (mountain pine beetle)
Lineage: Eukaryota; Metazoa; Arthropoda; Insecta; Coleoptera; Curculionidae
Product: major facilitator superfamily domain-containing protein 9
Exons: 5
Coding region: 286-1476 (396 amino acids)
Biological process (GO): transmembrane transport
Molecular function (GO): transmembrane transporter activity
Source: RefSeq, a predicted model, not a curated record
AUUGUUGAUUGCGAUUAGCAGUCAAGGAUGAACCAGACAACUAAGUCAACUAUUUUCCACAAAUUGCGCCGAUCUCAAGCAUUUCAGAGUGAUUGAGUUCAGAUUUGCAUGUAAUGCUGAUGUUAUCGGCUUUCAAAUACCUGCAUGAUAAGAUAUGGUGAUAUAAGCGAGAAUGAGGAGGAAUAUUCAGUAGGCUCCGGGAGUUUUGAGGUCUGCUGUUGAGUGAUCAUUCAGUAAGUUCGUGCCUGCAUAUCUGGAUAGCGCCUGGGUGCACAGUGAUUGAACAUGAACUUGUUAUAUGCGCUCUUCGUUUUGGACAUUCUAAAUAUCGCAAUCGCCCUACCAGUAUUCAGCGCCUUUGUCAGAUCGGUUGGGGGAUCCCCAUUUACUUUGGGGCUCAUCAACUCCAGUGGAGCUUUGGUUAGUUUACUAUGGAACCCCAUUGUGGGCAGCUUGAGCGACCAAGUGGGAAGAAAGGGGCUGCUGCUCAAGUGCUUGAUAGCCAGCUCAGUUGGGAGCGUCAUUCUGGCAGCCUCCACCUCAGUAUGGUUGGUGUUCGUAGGCAAACUAGUCGGCUCUUUGGGCAGUCCGGUGGGAAUUCUUCUUCGCUCCAUUGUAGCAGACACUUAUAGAACGUCCGAGGAAAAAAAGGCGUUUUUCGGCAAAAAUGGCUUUUUCAUUUCCGUUGGGUUCUUGGUGGGGUCCGUCUCCAGUGGGUUCUUGAGUGAGGCGAAAAAUGGGUUCGCUAUGUCCUUUUUAAUGAUGGCGGCCGUCACUGGAAUUUCUGCUGCUUUGACAUACUACGCCCUAACACCGGAUGCAAAAAAGCCCAAAGGCAAAAAACAAACUGACCAAUCGCUGCUCAGAAAAGGAGCCUUGGAACUGAAGCGAGUCGCUGUGGAUAUCAAAUCCAUAUCGUGGCCCCGCUACAAAAACCUUUUUAUCAUAAAGGCCGGCUACGAUUUGAGCCUUACGGUGUUUACAGCCAACGUUGGCUUGAUUAUGCUAAAUGAAUUCAACAUCCAGGGCCGCUACAUGGGGUAUUUUCUGCUGAUGGUCAGUCUUCUAUCCAUCGCUAUUAAUCUACUGAAGAUGAAACUGAAGAAUGUGUUUGAUAACAUCCCGGACCUCCAACUGGUGAUCAGUGGAUGCUUGAUGUUGAUGGUGAGCUUCGUUGGAUUGAGCAUUUCCACUAACGCUUCGAUGUUCUUCGUGUUUAUGGUCGUUCUAUGCGUUCCGCGGUUCAUUUUGGAUGUGAAACUACCGGAAAUGAUCACGAUUCAAACUCGGGACGACGACAGGGGCAAAGUGCUGGCUGCCUUUGAAAAUGUGAUGCCUUUGGCCUCGUUUUUAGUGCCUGCUGUAUCUGGAUUAAUCGCCGAGCAGUAUGGACAAAGAAUUGUCCUGAUUUCUGCCACGAUUCCCAUUGCGGUUUCCAUCCUAGUGGCUUACACGCAAAAGAGCAAACGACAGUAGGAUUUUCCCAUUGUAUGGAGGGACGGAGGGAGUUGUUAAUAAACAUAAAACUCGAUUAAUUUUAAACAGAAA